GGGUGGAUCCAGGUUUUUCAUUGUCCGAGUGAGCUUUGAAGUCCCCCAGGAGAAAAAUGGAGUCCCCACUUGGUACCCUUUCCAGGAGACCGCCCGACAACAACAGUCAGAGACAUCCUUCCUGCAAAUGAAGCCGCUUUAAAUGAAAGCAUUUUUAAUGAAACCAGUUUAAGUCAAACCAGUUAAAAUGAAACCAAUAUCAAUAAUCUGGGUUUAUUUGAUGCUGACAACAUCUUGUGUCAUUUGUCCCUCAGAUGACAGGAGACGGUUUUGACAUCAUAUAUGCAGCGGUGGACACCAGACAGGUGGAGUCUCAGCUGGUCUAUGAGUCCAAACCGUACGCCCACCUGUACUUCAUCUUCUUCACUGUCUUCGGCGUCUUCUUCACCUUCAACUUCAUCAUCAGACACAUCAUGGACAACCUGCUGAGAGACAAGUCGGCAGGUCGGCGUCUCUUCGUGACGGAGGAGCAGCAGAAGUUUUGGGCGGUCAUGAAAAUGCGAGCGCUGCGUCCUCAGAAGGCUGUCCCUCGUCCUCAGGGGGUGUGUCGUGCCGGCCUCUUUGACCUAGUGACCGGAGCGCCGUUCAGCGUGUUAAUGGCAGUGGUGAUCUGCCUCAACAUGGUGGUCCUGAUGAUAGAGACGAGGGACCAGAGCGAAACAAUGGACAUUGUCCUCUCCUGGCUGCAUUUCGUCUUCAUCCUCAUCUUCCUCAUCGAGUUCAUCCUGAAGAUCAUCGCGCUCGGACGCCACUACUUCUCCGACGGCUACAACGUCCUAGACUUCCUGGUGCUCAUCAUAACCAUUGUGGUUUCCUCUAAUGAUGUCAUCAUCUCCUCUGAUGAUGUCACUGUUUCCUCUAAUGAUGUCAGCGUCUCCUCUGAUGAUGUCACCGUCUCCUCUGAUGAUGUCACUGUGUCCUCUGGUGAUGUCACUUUGUCCUCUGAUGAUGUCACUUUGUCCUCUGGUGAUGUCACUGUGUCCUCUGAUGAUGUCACUGUCUCCUCUGAUGAUGUCAUCGUCUCCUCG
This is a messenger RNA of Plectropomus leopardus (leopard coralgrouper), 1028 nucleotides long. The record is from RefSeq and is a predicted model, not a curated record. Lineage: Eukaryota; Metazoa; Chordata; Actinopteri; Perciformes; Serranidae.